This is a messenger RNA of Bactrocera tryoni, 674 nucleotides long. Its product is annotated as mitochondrial import inner membrane translocase subunit Tim16-like. The record is from RefSeq and is a predicted model, not a curated record. The transcript is spliced from 2 exons. Lineage: Eukaryota; Metazoa; Arthropoda; Insecta; Diptera; Tephritidae. Gene Ontology annotation, cellular component: TIM23 mitochondrial import inner membrane translocase complex. Bases 146 to 526 code for a protein of 126 amino acids. Gene Ontology annotation, biological process: protein import into mitochondrial matrix.
GUUAGAAACGAUUGUGUAAUGUCAACUUGUAAACAGCAAUUUUCGCAUUACCGACUAAAAGUUUCACAAUAUUUUCACAUUAAUAAAUUUUACCAGAAGUAAAGGUGUACAUCAUCGAUUUUUACACAAAACAACGAACUGAAACAUGGCGAAAUAUUUGGCGCAGAUCAUUGUGCUUGGCGGGCAAGCUAUUGGCCGUGCAUUUGCGAAAGCGUUGAAGCAAGAAAUAGCGGCAUCACAGGAGGCUGCACGUCGCGGGGGUGGUGGACAGCAGGGAGAAAAACGUGCGGAAGCUAAUGCGCGAACUGGCAUGACAUUGGAAGAGGCCAAACAAAUAUUGAAUGUGGACGAUUUAAAGGAUCUGCAGAAAGUUAUUAAAAACUAUGAACACUUGUUUGCGGUGAAUGAAAAAGCGAAAGGCGGUUCCUUUUAUAUACAGUCAAAAGUGUUUCGUGCAAAGGAACGUAUUGAUCAUGAGUUGAAACAACAAAUGGAUGCGGCACGGUCAAAACAAAGUGAAACGUGAUGAGGUGCAAUGCUAUUGUGAUGAAAAUAAUUAACAAUUGCGCAUAAUUAUUUGAUAUCUAUAAAUAGGUUAGUUUUUCUAGAAUUAAUGUAACGUAAGCAGUAAAAGAAAAUAUUUGAAAUUGCGACGAAAGAAAAAAACGAAUGAC